AUGGGCCAGAGCUCCGUGCGCCGGGUCCUGGUCCAUGAGUGCAACAUUAUAAUAGAGUGCAAGGUCUGCUCCAGUCUGUUCCGCUCCACACUCAACUUCCUCUACCACAAGGGAGUCUACUGCAAGAAGUGCUUUGCCGAUGUUAAGACGCUGUUUGGAAGGCCCCCCGCCCAGGCCACGGAGGGGGGGCGGAACCAGCGGAGGAUAGACGCCAUAGCAGACAGGCUCUCGGGUCGCUCUGGAGGUCAAAAUGGCUGCCCCGGGUCGUCAGGGAGGCUACAGAGGGUCAACGCCGCCCGGGACAAGCUCAGCCAGGACUGUUCGGUUGUGCUCAAAGACAUCCGCGGGGUCAAAUUUAACCCUAUACUAAUGACCUCCCCCUGUGUUCCCCCUCUUCCCCAGGUCCCCCAGGGCUCGUCUAACCCCAGUGGUGCCCCGAAGAGAGGAGAAGAGAAGAAGGAAGAGGAGGAGGAAGAGGAGGAGGAGGAGGAAGAAUCAUCAACCCUGCAUCUGAUGUGUAGAUUAUGCAAGGGUCGGUUCUCCACUCACAAGGCAUUUGCAGCCCAUCAGCGGACCCACCACGGCCUUGAGGGGGUCACCUACUCCUGCCCCAUAUGCCAGGUGACCUUCAUUACCAUGUGGGCGACCCUCAAGCACCUGGAGAAAGUCCACAACAAAUCCAAACACCAGAUCGAGCGUUUGAAGCGUGUCGUCAGGAUGAAGAUGCUGAAGAAGAACCCAAACAUAGCAACUACGCAGAAGAGGGAGGAGGAGGAGGAGGAGGAAGAGGAAGGAGGAGGAGGAGGAGGAGGAGGGAGUGGUAGCAAGCGGAUGAGUCUUCCAAGAAGCCCGGCGGUCAACCAGACUCAACCAAACUCCACCGCCACCACCACCACCUCCACCACCACAACCACCACAACCAGAAAAUCCUACAGCUCCAGGUCAUCACAUAAGGGCCAGUGUGGGCGCAGCGGCAAGGGUCGGCACUCGGCGGCACUGUCCUGGAUGUGUACGGUGUGCCACAAGACCUUUAUAUCCCGGCCCACCAGCCUGGCACACAUCGCCACCCACAUCAGUGCCACCGUGGAGGCACGCGCCAUGCCCAUACGAGCCAGUGAGGGCGGCACUAGGGAUAUGGCACUACCUAUGGCACUCGAUGGCACUGAAGACUCAACAGCAGAGGAUGACACCAUGGCACCUGUUGGCACUGAAGAUCUGACAGCAUGGGAUGGCACUAUGGCACUCGAUGGCACUGAAGAUUUGACAGCAUGGGAUGGCACUAUGGCACUUGAUGGCACUGAAGACUUAACAACAAGAGAUGGCACUAUGGCACUUGAUGGCACUGAAGACUCAACAGUAAAGGAUGACACUAUGGCACUUGAUGGCACUGAAGAUUUGACAGCAUGGGAUGACACUAUGGCACUCGAUGGCACUGAAGACACAGAUGCCAUACCAACUCAAGCAACAGAGGAAACACUCCACACACAAGACAUGGCCACAGGAGGUCACACUAUGGCACUCGAGGACACUGGGGGUACAGAUGCCAUGGGUCAGACUAUGGCACUCCCUGGUGAUGGUCAGUGCCACUCCGCCUCAGAAAGCUCGGAAAACAGUGCCACAUUAGACCCUGAGAGUGAGAAUUUCCAUGAGUGCCAAAUUCCGGACCCUCAGAACAGUGCCAAUGUGGAGGAUGUGAGUGCCGAACAGUGCCAUAGUGAGAGUCUGAGUGAGUGUGAUGCAUUGGCACUGCCUGAGGAGAGAGUGCCACUACCUGUGAGUGAAGUUGAAAUUGAACCAGACACAUUUGGCACUCAAUCUGGCACCCUGGAGGAGGAGGAGGAAGACUUGGAAAGGGAUAUGAGUGCCUCUGAACCUGGCACUCCACCAGAUGCAUUGAAGGAGGAGGAGGAGGAAGACUUGGGAAGGGUUGUGAGUGCCUCUGAACCUGGCACUCCACCAGAUGCAUUGAAGGAGGAGGAAGAGGAAGACUUGGGAAGGGAUAUUAGUGCCUCUGAACCUGGCACUCCACCUGGCACUCAAGCAGACACAUUUAAGGAAGAGGAAGACUUGGGAACAGUUCUGAGUGGGUCUGAGACUGGCACCCCACCUGGCACUCCUACAAGCACCCAAGAAUACAUUUUACAAGACACUCGAAAAGUCGCCAACCCCUCUCAACAUGGCACUCAAUCUGGCACUGUCAAGGAAGAAGAGGAGUGUAUCACCCAAGAUCUAAGCCUUGGCACUCCCAACUUGGCACCCAUCAACCACAGUGCCACACAAGUUUCCCAAGAGGUGGAGUCAUGCACAUACCCACUUGUCGGCACUCUGUUAUCCACCCCAGAGAAGCAGUGUGUCAAGAGCGAACCUGGCACUCCAUCUGGCACUCUCUUCAGCUCUCCAGAAAGUGUGAGUGUCAAAUUAGAACCAUUAUGCGAGGAUGUUGAAUUUGGCCCUGUCCCUCAGAGUGCCAGGAUGCUAGAUGGCACUGCUAUGGAAAUUGAAUCCCCUAUCAUGGACCUCCCUGGCACUGUAACCAUGAAUUCACAAGUGCCGGAAACAGUGCCAGUGGUCAGUGCCUCCUCCAGCAGCUCCAUGGCACUGGUUGGCACUCAAACACACACUACUGGCACUCUGAAACUCCCUCAUCUGAGACGGUUGGUGCCAAGAACAGUGCCAAUGACCAGUGCCACUUCCAGCUUGGCACUCACGCACAAACCCUUAGGAAUGGCACUGAAAUCCAGGGUUCCAGUAGCGGCAGAUGAAAACAGUGCCGUGGAGGGUAGUGCCAACAUCCCCAUCUCACUACCCUUGGGCACAGUGCCACAGAACAGAACAGUGAAUGAGUGCCCAGUGAAUGCCAAUGAAAAUAUGCCUUGUUGCUCAAAAGAUGCCAGUGCCAAUCCGUGUAGAAGCAGUGCCAGGUUUGAGGGUGCCAUAGGUAAGCUUAGCACCCUGGAGGACAGUGCCGGGAGUGCCAAUACGACUCAACAUGGCACUGAAAAUGAAAGAGUUUGUGAGGGGUACGAUUCUGAUGUUUAUGCGAAACCCACAUCAGACACCAGGUUACAGGGUGCCAAGCGGAAAUCUGGCACUCUGGACCUCACGCUUAGUAACCCAAGGAGUGCCAAGUAUAUCGCGGUGACCCCCAGCACCUCCCGGGCAGUGCCAGCUGCGAUAUCGGUGCCAGAAAUGCUAAUGAUCCCAGACAUCAACACCAUCACAGCCCCGUACUCGGACCUACAAGUUACGCUGUCUGUCCCUGUAACACACACACGAACACACACACAGGAUGCUGGGGUACUCGAACUGUCCCUUAAGACCCUGAAGGAGCAGCUUGCGGCACCCAUCAGCCCAGAGAGUGCCAUGGGUCCCGACACAGUGCCAUCGGAAAACUCACUCUCUGAAAACGAAAUCUUGGACGCGAACGGCACAGUGCCACAUACGACCGUCGCUGGGGAGGUCGACAGCACCCAUGAUCUUGUGACUUGGAGUGCCCCCGAGGAGGUCACAGCUGUAGGGUCACCAGGGAUCGAUGAGAUGUGGCCGGCGGCACCUCCGACAAGUGACCUCGGAAAUCGCGGCACUCGUGAACUUGGAUUCUUCGACAUUGACUGGAGCGAUGACCCUUGGGACAGUGCCACGUGCCUUGACCCUAACCACAUGACCUCUACCAGUGCCGACGUGACCUAUGGCACUGCCCGGGUGACUGGCACUGACCAAAACUCCGAUAGAACCCACAGUGCCAAUUUCCCUUCCACAUCUGGCACUGUUCUGAUGCCAAGGAGUGCCAGAGGGGGGGAGGGCAAGGUCAGUGGGGUCAGUGCCAGUAUGGGGAGCACUGCCAAAAAAAAAAAGCUUGGCACUGCUGAAAGACAUAGUGCGAUUUUGACCAGUGCCAGAAGUGACCCUCAUUUGGCACUCCGAGAAUCACCCUACAGUGCCAUAGGGAGUGCCGGUCAAAGUCAUGUGGCACUGCAGGAGGCAAAGGUCAACAGUGCCGGUCUGAGUGCCAGGGUCAGAGAAGAGGAGGAGGAGGAGGAGGAGGAGAAAAAUAAUGACAGGCAUACGACACCGGCUCCUCGGCGCCCCCAGAGCAUCGCUGCGGGAAGUGCGAACGCCGUUUCAUGACCCCACAGGCCUUGAUUUCGCACGAGAAGUUCUGUUCGCUCCAGCAGAUGAGGCCCCCGACCGCUGCCCUGUUGCCCAAGUCCCCGCUCAGUCCGAGGCUCCGCUCCGAGACCCCAGAGAAGCCCAUUUCCAUCCAGAUACGCAAGGACUACAAGAAGAUGGUCUGCGAGGAGGGUACCGAUAGCGCUGAUGGUACCAUUAUGAGUGAUUCUACAGCUUCGAAGAAUGAUGGUACCGAUAGCGUUCCUGGUACCAAUAUCACGAUUCAUGGUACCAAUAGCGUUUCUGGUACCGCUAAGGAUGGUACCAGUAUCAUUCAGGGUACCAAAACGACAAUCCACGGCACCGAUAGCCUAUCCAGUAACGCUAAGGAAGGCACCGACAGCAUUACCGGUACCUCUACGGAUGGAACCACUACGGAUCGGCGCCUGACCAUCCCCAGUAACGGUACCAUCGCAAACCAGCUAGACGCCCUCAUGUCAAAACUCUGCCAAAUGUCGACCCUCUCCUGCAUCCCUUGUGGGCGCCGGUACCAGACGAUAACUACCCUUAAGCGCCACAUCUCGGUACACUUGAACUGGACCCGGUACGCUUGUUGCCGGUGCGAUUUCAGGAGCUAUAACCGUUACGAAAUGACGCACCACGCAAGCAGCCAGCAUGGGGUACCGGAGGCCUCAGCGGGUGAGAUACUGGUCGAGGAUGUUGCCUUCGGACCUGUGAGAUAUUCCUUGAAAGAAGAAGAGGAGGAGGAGGAGGAGGAGGAGGAGAAGAAGGAGGAGGAGGAGGAGGUGAAGGAGAAUGGGGUAGAAAAGGAGGAGGAGGAGGAGAGAGAACAGACACACACACGUACAUACGCACACACCACACCAUCCCACAGUGCCACAGGUCCCCCCACAGUGCCAGAGUGCCGAAGCAACCCAAAUCUCAGUACGACAACACCACAGUCAACCGAAAACAAAAUUCCGCCGUCAACCGAAGAUUCAGACAACCAGGAACCGGGUGGCGGACACUCGACGUCACAGCCCGGUAGAUCAACCAAGGCCGAGACAACCAGACCCGCUGAAUCAACCGAAACCACCAUAUGCAACCUUGAUAUGGAGGAGAGAGAGGUUGAAGCUUCCCCCGCAACCGAAAGUCGACGCAAAUCACCCAACUGUAAGGAGGAUGAGUCAACCGAAGCCUCAAACACCACUGGAAUGUCAACCAGAAAGCCUGACUCAACCGAAACUACAACCGUUACAAGUUUAGCCUCCGGUGGAGAGUCGGAAAUCGCAACCGAAUUUUCUCCAAGGCGGAAGAGGAGUCGUGAAAGGGUUGACUCGCCGAGGGAGAGUCCUAACACUCAACCGACCACCAAAAGACAUAAGGAGGCUCGAGACUCAACCACUGACAGCCCGAAACGUCAACUGAAAGUCGCGCCGUCAACCGAAACCAACCGAAGGGAGACUGAAAGGGACAUUACAAGGCCUAAUCUCCCGGAAGAUUCGUCAACCGCAACCAAAAAUAUCGAAAGUCAACCAAAAUCUUCAACCAGAAAGGACAUUACAGAGCUACAUGCCUCAACCGAAACCAGACCCACCGAAAAGCCUAAAAAAACAGCCGAUACGAAAGGGGGUACGCCGGAACGUUCAACCGAAAAUUCAACCACGCAGAAAUCACCCACCGAAAGCAGGAUAUCGAGGCGGAGCGCAGCCGAGAUCUUGUCAACCGAAAACCCGAAGCCCCAGGAGACCAUUACGAGGCGGACAUCCACACGGGCGUCUUCGGUUGACAGCACGAAAGGGGUUGACAAAAUUACUAGGCGGAGUACGUCGCGAGAAUCACCCAUCGCAACCGCACCCUCUACCGCAGCAACCGAGGGCAACCGGACACCGAGACAGCACGAACCGGCAACCGAAAGCCCAACCGAGACCUCACCACAGCGACAGUCAACCCGAGACAGCCCAAAACAACCGAAAUUGACCUUGGAAAGUGUUGUUACUCGGAGAAGUCUUUCGGAAAACGCAUCUUGCGAAAGUUCACGGAAAAGGUCAAAUACAGAAAGGUCAAGCAGUGAACCGCGGCCGCCACAUGACCGCCCUGGUUCGGCCGACACCGCCAGAGGUCACCGAGGUCAGGGAGCCGCCGAGGUCAAGCUGCCGGACCCGAAAAAGAAGAAAAGGAGAAAAUUUGACCUUGACCGAAGCGGAACCCCACAUGAUUCUUGCAAUGGAACGGAUGAUUCGGUGGAGGUCUCGGCGGAUGGCGGCUUGGCGGAUGGUCGGAAGGGGGAGCCGCCACCCGCUGCCGCGUCGAUGGUGGAGGAAACGGAGGUGGAGGAGAGUGGAGUGAAAGGAGAGAGAGAGAGGAGUGGAAGGUAGCAUUUUAGAGUGGAAGGAAGGACGGGAGAGAGAGAGAGAGAGAGAGAGAGAGAGAGAGAGAGAGAGAGAGAGAGAGAGAGAGAAGGAAGGAGAUAAAUAAAUAAAGAAAUAGAAAGGAAAUGACAGUGAGGAAGCGAAGGCAACCGUCCAGCCGCCAAGUCCGCCGCUCCCCCUCCGUGUCGGCCCCACCACUGAGGUCAUCACCAGAGCCCUGCCUGCCAGCUGUGCACACCGGGGAACUCCUGCAGCACACACUCAUGGUGGCAACUCAGGCCAGCGUGGGGAGCUGUGCCGUCUGCUACACCAACGGCCCAGUCCACCCAGAGCAUCGCCCAGCCACAUAGGCCUACACGGGAGUGAGGCGGCGGACACGGCAGCCUGUGCAACCACCAGAAUGCUGCUCCACCUACGGCUUGGCUCCCGCACGCUACAGAUGAGAAAUGACUCGUGGAGGUGGUGUGCGGAUGGCUCCUCUCUGUACGGGGCGGAGCGCGUGGUGUGACCCGAGAAGGAAGGAGAGAUAUUGAUGAGGAAAGGAAGGAAGGGAAGGAAGAGAGGAAGAAGAAGGAAUUGGAUAAAGAAAGAAAGAUGGAAGGAAAGGAAGGGAAAGGAAGGGAAGGGAAGGAAGAGAGGAAGAAGAAGGAAUUGGAUAAAGAAAGAAAGAUGGAAGGAAGGGAAGGAAAGGAAGGGAAGGGAAGGAAGAGAGGAAGAAGAAGGAAUUGGAUAAAGAAAGAAAGAUGGAAGGAAAGGAAGGAAGGGAAGGAAGAGAGGAAGAAGAAGGAAUUGGAUAAAGAAAGAUGGAAGGAAAGGAAGGGAAAGGAAGGAAGAGAGGAAGAAGAAGGAAUUGGAUAAAGAAAGAAAGAUGGAAGGAAAGGAAGGGAAGGGAAGGAAGAGAGGAAGAAGAAGGAAUUGGAUAAAGAAAGAAAGAUGGAAGGAAAGGAAGGGAAGGGAAGGAAGAGAGGAAGAAGAAGGAAUUGGAUAAAGAAAGAAAGAUGGAAGGAAAGGAAGGGAAGGGAAGGAAGAGAGGAAGAAGAAGGAAUUGGAUAAAGAAAGAUGGAAGGAAAGGAAGGGAAGGGAAGGAAGAGAGGAAGAAGAAGGAAUUGGAUAAAGAAAGAUGGAAGGAAAGGAAGGGAAGGGAAGGAAGAGAGGAAGAAGAAGGAAUUGGAUAAAGAAAGAAAGAUGGAAGGAAAGGAAGGGAAAGGAAGGGAAGGAAGAGAAGGGAAAGGAAAGGAAAGGAAAGGAAGGGAAGGGAAGGGAAGAUAGAGAAGGGAAAGGAAAGGAAGGGAAAGAAUUAGACAAAACCGCGUCCCAAAGUGAAACAAAACACCCACAAACGGAUACAAAGCCAGCGAGUGUUCCAGAACUCUUGCAUUUAGAACCAGGACAAACAAACGGAGGAAAUACAAUCUUACCAGCUGUUUUAUAAUGACAUUUAACUUGUGUGUGUGUGUGUGUGUGUGUGUGUGUGAUUUAAGCAACCAUUCAAACACACAAACAGGAAGGAAUUAUUACAAGUUGACAAGAUGUUUUAUAAUGUGUGUGUGUGUGUGUGUGUGUGUGUGUGUGUGUGUGUGUGUGUGUGUGUUAAAGCAAUCACACAGACAAACACACAAACAGGAAGGAAUUCUUGCAAGGUUAUGAGCUGUUUUAUAAUGACGUUUAACUUGUGUGUGUGCGUGUGUAUAUGUGUGUGUGUGUGUGUGUUUAAAGCAACCACUCACACACACAUACACUAGGAGGAAGUAUUAUAAGCUUACAAGUGUGUUCUAAAAAGCCGUUUGACUCUGCCGUUUAGAUCGAGACAAACAGGAAUGAAAUACAAGCUUACAAGUGUGUUUUAAAAAGCCGUUUGACUCUGCUGUUUAGAAUCGAGACAAACAGGAAUGAAAUACAAGCUUACAAGUGUGUUUUAAAAAGCCGUUUGACUCUGCUGUUUAGAUCGAGACAAACAGGAAGGAAAAACAAACUUACGAGUGUGAUUUAAAAAGCCGUUUGACUCUGCCGUUUAGAAUCGAGACAAACAGGAAAGAAAUACAAGGUUACGAGUGUGUUUUAAAAAGCCGUUUGACUCUGCCGUUUAGAUUGAGACACACAGGAAAGAAAUACAAGCUUACAAGUGUGUUUUAAAAAGCCGUUUGACUCAGCCGUUUAGAAUUGAGACAAACAGGAAGGAAAAACAAGCAAUCGAGUGUUUUUUUAUAUGGAAGAAGAGGAGGAGGAGGAGGAGGAAGACUCAGAAACAAAAGUGGUCUAACAAACACACACACACACAAACAGGAAUGAAGUGUGAAUAUGUGCGUAUGUGUGUGUGUGUGUGUGUGUGUGUGUGUGUGUGUGUGUGU
Molecule: messenger RNA, 8830 nt
Organism: Eriocheir sinensis (Chinese mitten crab)
Lineage: Eukaryota; Metazoa; Arthropoda; Malacostraca; Decapoda; Varunidae
Product: mucin-5AC-like
Exons: 12
Coding region: 1-4128 (1375 amino acids)
Source: RefSeq, a predicted model, not a curated record